AAAGCGAGCCAAUCCGUGGCCGAAUGCUAACCUUUCCCUCCAAUCUCCGUCUCCGCGUCUACUUCCGCAACUUCACCGCCUCGCUCGCCGAGUCGCGGUCGGACUCGCAGUCGCAGCGUCGCACACCGUCAACAACCCAACCCCAACUACCCCAAAAUUCCCCCGCGCCGCACCUCCAUUGCCGCUACGCGACGCGAGGCUCAAGCAAAGGUCAACCGCGCGUCGCCGGGGGGGUGAUGUCGUCGUCGGCGGCGGCGGAGGACGGCGAGGCGGCGUACUGGCUGCGGUGGCAGGUGUUCGUCUGCGGCGCCCUCAUCGUGCUGCCGACGGCCGCCGCGGCGGCGCUGCUCCCGCGGCUGCGCAGGGCGGCCGCGCCCCUCCGCGGGACCGACCUGUGGGUCCCCUGCUGGGCGCGUCUCCACCCCGGCUGGCUCCUCGGCUACCGCGCCUUCGCCCUCGCCGCCGCCGUCGCCCUCCUCGUCCGCCUCCUCGUCGGCCAUGGCAUCGACGUCUUCUUCUUCUACACCCAGUGGACCUUUUUAUUAGUCACCAUAUAUUUUGCGUUUGCAACUGCUAUAUCAGCUCACGGAUGUUGGGUUUACUCAAAGAAAAACUUGAAGAAAGCUGAUGAAUCCCAUGAAUUUCUUAGUGACGAUGUGGAAAAUCGUGAGUUUUCCACUUCUUCUGGCGAGAUGAAAAGGGAUGAGGAGAAGAUAACAAACUAUCAUGAACAAAUAGCAAAUGAGAAAAGAGCUGGAUUAUGGGGACGUUGCAUGCAAAUCAUUUACCAGACUAGUGCAGGUGCAACAAUGCUGACUGAUAUCACAUUUUGGGGACUACUUGUGCCAUUCUUUUACCGUGAUAAGUUUGGACUUUCCUUGAUCACUGAUGGCAUGCAUUCUCUUAAUGCUGUUCUUUUACUGAUAGACACAUUUCUCAACAAUAUGCCCUUCCCCUGGUACCGCCUGGCUUUCUUUGUAUUUUGGAGCUGCUCCUAUGUAACCUUCCAAUGGGUCCUUCAUGCUUGUGGAGCUAUAUCCUGGUGGCCAUACCCAUUUCUUGACCUUUCAUCGUCAGGGGCUCCUCUAUGGUACCUCGCCAUGGCCAUUGUUCAUAUCCCUUGCUUCUUUCUGUAUUGGUCGAUUGUCAAGGCAAAGCAAACUUACUUCCCCAGAUUGUUUCCACAUGCUUAUGUGAGAAAUUAGAUCCUAACUCAUACGUGCAAACUGUAUGAAUAAGUGCAUGCCAUUUAUAUAUACCCUUACUAGUACGAAAUGUCUUCAUGUAUAGUCUGAUAGAUUAGCGAUCCCUGGAAAUUGGGCUGAGUUAUGAAGCCCAUCGGAACAAUGCUUCGAUCAAAUGAAAUACGAAGAGCUUUAACAUAGCCUUUGUUCUGUAACCAACAUGCGUUCUUCGCAUAGCAGCAAGCAUAUUUAUACAUCGCUGAAAGCCUUCUUAGUUACGAACUUA
Molecule: messenger RNA, 1470 nt
Organism: Oryza sativa Japonica Group (Japanese rice)
Lineage: Eukaryota; Viridiplantae; Streptophyta; Magnoliopsida; Poales; Poaceae
Source: RefSeq, a predicted model, not a curated record